Sebastes umbrosus (honeycomb rockfish) is the source of this 2431-nucleotide messenger RNA. RefSeq names its product reticulocalbin 1, EF-hand calcium binding domain (gene rcn1). The record is from RefSeq and is a predicted model, not a curated record. Gene Ontology annotation, cellular component: endoplasmic reticulum. Bases 226 to 1197 code for a protein of 323 amino acids. The transcript is spliced from 6 exons. Gene Ontology annotation, molecular function: calcium ion binding. NCBI's taxonomy places the organism in Eukaryota, Metazoa, Chordata, Actinopteri, Perciformes, Sebastidae.
AGUGGACUUGUAUGUGUGCAGCUCUCUGCAGGUUUUGGUCAUCACGCAGCUGCAACAUUGUUACGCACAGCCAAGUGAGGAGAGGAAGAGAGGUUAGUGUGUGUGUGUGUUGGUGCAAGCUGUGAAAGUAGCUACACAGUUGCUGGGCUCAUUGUAGUGUCACACAGGCCUGUUUUUUUUUAGAAACAACCGAGAAGCUCCAGCAGCUUUAUCAUCUCUGGACUGAUGGACGUCUUCUUCAGCUUCGUGUGUGCUGCUCUCCUGUGCUGCUCUGUCGUGGUGCACGGUAAGCCAACGUCAAGGAAGGAGAGGGUUAUUCAUGAACCAGACCUGGGCAGCAGGCCGGCCAACGAUGACAAUAACAGCUUCCAGUACGACCAUGAGGCCUUUCUGGGCAAAGAGGAAGCCAAGACGUUUGACCAGCUCACACCAGAGGAGAGCAAGGACAAGCUUGGUAAAAUAGUGGACCGGAUAGACAGUGACUCGGAUGGCCUCAUCACCACAGCCGAGCUAAAGGCUUGGAUAAAACGCGUGCAGAAGCGUUACGUUUAUGAGAAUGUGGCGAAGGUGUGGACAGACUACGACCUGAACAAAGACAACAAGAUUUCAUGGGAUGAGUACAAGCAAGCCACGUACGGAUACUACCUCGCCAACCCGGAGGAGUUUGAGGAAGCAACAGACCAGUUCAGCUUCAAGAAGAUGCUCCCUCGUGAUGAGAGGAGGUUUAAAAGAGCUGAUCUGAACGGGGACCUGGCAGCAGACAGAGAAGAGUUCACAUCCUUCCUCCACCCUGAGGAGUUUGAACACAUGAGGGACACUGUGGUUCUGGAAACCAUGGAGGACAUUGACAAGAACAGUGACGGACAUGUGGAUGAAGAUGAGUAUAUUGCUGACAUGUUUGCUCAUGAGGACGGGGGUCCGGAGCCAGACUGGGUCAGGACCGAGAGGGAACAGUUCUCUGACUUCCGAGACUUGAACAAAGAUGGUAAAAUGGACCUGGAUGAAAUCCGCCACUGGAUUAUGCCACAAGACUACGACCACGCCCAAGCCGAGGCCAGACAUCUGGUGUACGAGUCUGACCAGGACAAAGACCAGAUGCUGACCAAAGAGGAGGUCCUUGAAAACUGGAACAUGUUCGUCGGAAGCCAGGCCACCAACUACGGAGAGGACCUCACCAAGAGUCACGACGAGCUCUGAGCUCUCGGUGCAGUGUCUGACGUGUGUGUGAGGAGGGUUGAUGAACAUCUUUGUCUUCAAAGACAGAAUCACAGACUAUUGCACCUCCUUCCACCACUUCAACCACCACUCCAUCCUCUCCUCGAAAUAGUGGGACAGAUGUGUUGGAUUGUCAACUAACACUGUAGAUACGAAGAGGAGGGAUUAGGGUCGGUCCUACCACUAACACUAAGGGUCCAUCUCGGUUCUGUUUCUGACAUUCAGGAGCAAAGUGGACUUACUUUCCAUCGAUGGUGCCUUCCAGCCGCAUUGCCGGCAUCGCUGCCUCAGAUAUCUGUGUAGAUGGUCUUUAAUAAAACCUGUCAAAGCUGAAUGCCGAACUUUAAGUGAACUGUGAGAUACAGUUUUUGAUAUCACUGUUAAUGUGAAACUACAGCGCAGAACAAUUAUUCAGAUUUUAUUUAUUUAUCAAAUCUCUCCUGAACUUUAGGUUCGAGAGGAGUUCAGUGUUCAACUAGAGAUCGUUUUCGUUCACAAAUGAUGAUUCUUUGUUUACAGUUUUCUUUGCCAUAUGAUUUUAAUGAUUUGUUGUUUUUUGGAUUAGUUAAGUGCUUUAAGAACUGUUAAUGAACUGAUGUUUAAUGGCAUGGUUUUUGCACGCAUUUGUUUUUAGUGUAGCCUGUGAAAGGUUUUUUUCUUCCUACUUAGUUUGAAAUGUAUUUAUUGGUAUACUUCAGCCAACAGUAUGCUCCGUGUUAGAUUUUUAUUGAUGUUACUUUCGAGCUUUACCUUUUUACAGCUGUCUAAUUUAAUUAAGGUUGUGCUUUUGAGUACUGUAUUGGUUUGAAUACAUAACUCCACAUGACUCCUUGCUUCCUGUUACAUCACUCCGAGGUCAUCUUUUUGUAUCAGAUGUACCAAAUUUAUUUCCACUGCAUUUGGCAACAGUAUAAGCCUGGUGUUUUUUAACGUCAGAAAUUCAUCUUUUGUAUCGCAUUUUUUUUUAUUGUUUAAUGGAUAGUUUGUAUGACAGGUGCAUAGAUAUAUGCAAAAAGAUCAAACUAUGACCAGAAUUUGUAAUGUUAAUCAAAUUAAUGUUGCUCAAUACCCUUUUUCUGUUUUGCUUUGUUGUCCUAAUCCUCUCUGCAUUAAUAGUCCACAUCACACAUGGGCACAAACACAUCAACAUGUCACCUUUUCCACACUGAACAUGCUCAUGAAUUGCGUCCAAAUAAAAAAAAAUAUAUAUGUGAAA